AUGACAGACUUAGACAAGAUUAUUGCGUCACUGAGGGAGGGAAAACAUAUUCCUGAAGAAACUGUUUUCAAGCUAUGUUUAAAUUCGCAGGAGCUGUUGAUGAAUGAAGGUAACGUAACGCAUGUCGAUACGCCAGUUACAAUAUGCGGCGACAUACAUGGUCAAUUACACGAUCUACUAACGCUUUUCGAGAAGAGCGGCGGUGUGGAGAAGACAAGAUAUAUAUUUUUGGGGGAUUUUGUAGAUAGGGGAUUUUACUCAUUGGAAAGUUUUCUGCUUUUAUUAUGUUACAAAUUAAGAUACCCUGAUAGAAUUACUCUGAUUAGAGGAAACCACGAAACUCGACAAAUCACCAAAGUGUACGGAUUCUAUGAUGAAGUGGUAAGGAAAUACGGUAGUAGUAACGUGUGGAGGUAUUGCUGUGAAGUGUUUGACUACCUAUCAUUAGGUGCAAUAAUAAACAAUAGCAUAUUUUGUGUUCAUGGUGGGUUGUCACCAGAUAUGACCACCGUGGACGAAAUACGAACAAUUGAUAGGAAACAAGAAGUCCCGCAUGAAGGCGCUAUGUGUGAUCUAUUAUGGAGUGAUCCCGAAGAUGUCGACACAUGGUCAUUGUCACCGAGAGGCGCUGGGUUUCUCUUUGGUAAAAGAGAAGUUGACCAGUUCUUGGAAAAAAAUGGCGUAGAGCUGAUUGCCAGAGCCCAUCAACUAGUGAUGGAAGGCUAUAAAGAAAUGUUCGACGGUGGAUUAGUGACGGUGUGGUCGGCACCGAAUUAUUGUUACCGAUGUGGUAACGUUGCGGCUGUUUUGAAAAUAGACGAUGAUUUGAAUCGUGAAUAUACAAUUUUUGAAGCCGUUCAAGCGCAAAACGAAGUCGGCAAUGCUAUAAUACCAACUAAAAAAUCUCAAAUGGACUAUUUCUUGUAG
Saccharomyces kudriavzevii IFO 1802 is the source of this 927-nucleotide messenger RNA. It is a transcript of the gene PPH3, whose product is annotated as phosphoprotein phosphatase PP4 catalytic subunit PPH3. The transcript has a single exon. Lineage: Eukaryota; Fungi; Ascomycota; Saccharomycetes; Saccharomycetales; Saccharomycetaceae. Bases 1 to 927 code for a protein of 308 amino acids. Gene Ontology annotation, molecular function: protein serine/threonine phosphatase activity. The record is from RefSeq and is a predicted model, not a curated record. Gene Ontology annotation, cellular component: cytoplasm; nucleus. Gene Ontology annotation, biological process: double-strand break repair via homologous recombination; peptidyl-serine dephosphorylation.